Molecule: messenger RNA, 1392 nt
Organism: Aspergillus heteromorphus CBS 117.55
Lineage: Eukaryota; Fungi; Ascomycota; Eurotiomycetes; Eurotiales; Aspergillaceae
Product: FAD-binding oxidoreductase
Exons: 4
Coding region: 1-1392 (463 amino acids)
Molecular function (GO): FAD binding
Source: RefSeq, a predicted model, not a curated record
AUGUCCGCUCACGUCUUCUCGCAGCUUCCAGCUCUCCAGGCUACUGUUGCCUCGGACUGCAGAAUACUCCAAGACCCUGAGGAUUCCGCCUUUCAGGAACGUCUGAGACGCUGGACUAAUAUUGGCCGACAGACUCCGACAGCGAUCAUCCUCCCUCGGACGGAAGAGGACUGCCUCGAAACCGUCCGAUGGGCUCUGCAACACUCCAUUCCCCUGGUACCCUCGAGUGGGGGCCACAGUGCCUGGUCCACGAUCGGUGAGGGAGGGGUGAUCAUUGACCUCAGUAACUACGUCGACAUCCGGGUGGAUGAGGAAGCAAAGACGGCCACCCUGGUCGGUGGAGUUCUGUCGAAGGAAGUCGGACUCCGCCUGGCAGAAGCAGGGCUCUUCACAGCUCUCGGAAACGGCAAUACGGUCGGGGCGAUUCCCUACUUCCUGGGCGGAGGCGCCUCCAUCACCACCUCCAUCACCGGCUUCGGGUCCGACCAGAUCGUCUCCGCGCGGGUCAUCACAGCCAGGAACGGCGGAGAGCUAGUGGAGGUGACCGCGACAGAGCAUCCCGAUCUUCUCUGGGCGCUGCGCGGCGCUGGGCAGUUCUUCGGCCUGGUCACCCAACUCACCAUCCGCGCCCACCCAGUCUCCUUGCUCCGCAAGCAGCAGGGCCUGAUCUGGGUCGGGGCAUUCAUCUUCCCUCUGGCCCGGACGGCGGAGGUCACCCGCGUGAUGAAGACCCUCAUGGCCGACACGCAACACGCGACCGCCGGCCUGAUGAUGAUCAUGGCGCCCCCGCCCACGCGCACCCCCUCGCUAGUCAUCUCAGCGCGGUACACCGGGGACGAGGAUCCACACGUGCCCUUCGGACCGCUAUAUGACCUCCAGCCCGUAGUGGCGACGGGAAACGAGGUUCCCGUGCAGAACGCAAGUGACGCGCGGGAGAUACUGUGCGCCAAGGGCGACUUCAAGCAGUUCGGGGUGGUAGGGCUGCACGGAUUCGACGCAGACGCAUUCGUGCGCACGGUCGACAUCUGGACGAAGAUGGUGACCGAGUGUCCCGACGCGAUCAAUACGGCCUUCAAUUUCCAGUGGGACGCGAGGCCCCCCCGAGCGCCCGAGGCGGAUUCGGCCAGUUCCUUGCAUGAUAUCCGGUACUGGCAGAAUAACCUGAUCUGGCAUACCGACAGCGCCAAUCGCGACAAGGUGGACAGAUACAACGAGGCGUGCAUCUCCGUCAUGCGGGGGCCGGACGAGAUGCGCUUCGUGGACUUCCAGAAUGGAACGCGGACGGGGCCCAUCGAACGACGGUACCGUGGGACGGCUCGACUGGCGAAACUACGGAGGCUGAAGCGGGAGUGGGAUCCGCAAGGGGUGUUUACGACGCAGUUACUCGAUUGA